AUAUCCUUUCUCGUCUCUGUCUCUUCGUCCUCAUUAGCUUAAGCAUCAUCAUUCUCCUUCACCUAAUACAACUCCACAAAAGAUUCGCAUGGAAACUUGUUCUUCGACUUCUCUAUAACUCGCUACCUUUAAACUCACCCAACUCUACUGAGUCGAAAAUUUCAAACCUUUACUCGUUUCCAUGGCUAAUAACAACAACAACCCACAUGAUAGCAUCUCCGAUCCAUCUCCUACCGACGAUUUCUUUGAGCAGAUCCUCGGGCUUUCCAACUUCUCUGCGUCUUCUGGUUCUGGUCUUUCUGGAAUUGGCGGAGGAUUAAGCGGCGUGGGUCCACCUCCGAUGAUGCUUCAGCUUGGUUCAGGCGACGAAGGGAAUCAUAAUCAUAUGGGUGCCAUUGGAGGAGGUGGACCUGUAGGGUUUCAUAAUCAGAUGUUUCCGUUGGGAUUAAGUCUUGAUCAAGGGAAAGGACAUGGCUUUCUUAAACCCGAUGGUAUUCAUGGAACUGGUAAACGUUUCCAAGAUGAUGUUCUUGAUAAUCGUAUGAAACCUGUUUUCCAUGGGCAGCCAAUGUCACAGCCAGCUCCACCAAUGCCGCAUCAACAGUCUACAAUUCGACCUAGAGUUAGGGCUAGGCGAGGUCAAGCCACUGAUCCACAUAGCAUCGCUGAGAGGCUCCGUAGAGAAAGAAUAGCAGAACGGAUCAGGGCGUUGCAGGAACUUGUACCUACCGUUAACAAGACAGAUAGGGCUGCUAUGAUCGAUGAGAUUGUGGAUUAUGUUAAGUUUCUCAGGCUCCAAGUUAAGGUCUUGAGCAUGAGCCGUCUUGGUGGAGCCGGUGCUGUCGCACCACUAGUCACUGAAAUGCCAUUGUCAUCAUCAACUGAGGAUGAAACGCAGGCCGUGUGGGAGAAAUGGUCAAACGAUGGGACAGAGCGGCAAGUGGCUAAGCUGAUGGAAGAAAACGUUGGAGCAGCGAUGCAGCUUUUGCAAUCAAAGGCUCUUUGCAUAAUGCCGAUCUCAUUGGCAAUGGCGAUUUACCAUUCUCAGCCACCAGACACAUCUUCUUCAAUCGUCAAACCAGAGAUGAAUCCUCCACCCUAGAUUCUAUUUUAUCGACAGCAUCCAACAGUCCCCAGCUGAAGAUUGACAUUUUGCUCUGUUUCCCACUACUAGACUUUUGUGACUGAUGAAAGGUAAGUAAAAAGGCAUUGGAGAUGGAAUCUAAGUUGGAUUUGUGCAGUAAGAUGUAAAAAUGGGAUUUGUCAAAAGAAAGGAAAAAGCUCUCGCUUGCUUGCUUGGCUUUUUUUUUUUUUGUGCAAAGCUUGCUUGGCUAAUAUUUUAUUAUUUUGAUGAAAGUAACUCUUUUUGGUUCAAAGUCUUUAGUAUCAUUUUCAGGACGAAGGGCUUUGAAGGUAGUAAAGCUAGCUGUAGUAAUAGUAAUGAAAGGUGUUGGAUCGUAUUGAUGAAUUAUGUAAAAAAGCAAGUAAAAACAAAUGUUAGUAGUAUUA
This is a messenger RNA of Arabidopsis lyrata subsp. lyrata, 1509 nucleotides long. RefSeq names its product transcription factor bHLH7. Lineage: Eukaryota; Viridiplantae; Streptophyta; Magnoliopsida; Brassicales; Brassicaceae. Gene Ontology annotation, molecular function: protein dimerization activity; DNA-binding transcription factor activity, RNA polymerase II-specific; RNA polymerase II cis-regulatory region sequence-specific DNA binding. The record is from RefSeq and is a predicted model, not a curated record. The coding region runs from base 182 to 1102 and encodes 306 amino acids. The transcript has 6 exons. Gene Ontology annotation, cellular component: nucleus. Gene Ontology annotation, biological process: regulation of transcription by RNA polymerase II.